AUGUUUAGGCACUCAUCAGAAGAUAUCAUGUGUUGGCCUAGACCUUGCUCAGUGAUGUACAGUCUGAGUAAAUACUGCAGCCAAUCAGAAGACCGAUCUCCCAAGGGUAAUAUUAAGUGGGAGGGAGGGCAUAGUCCCCUUGUGACUCAACUGGGCAAUGAGGGGCUCAAAGGAACAAUGUCUACCAAGCAGUCACAUCUCGCAGAAGACCUGUCAUGCCCCAUCUGUGGCAGUAUCCUGCAAAAGCCCGUAGUGCUCUUUUGCAGACAUCGAUUCUGUAAAGUUUGUCUGGAGAGCCUGUGGAAUGGUGGAGGAUCUUGCGAAUGCCCCCUUUGCUGUCAGCCAUCAUCUGUGGGGGAGCUCAUAGUCAAUACCACUCUUGAGAAGACCUGCGAGGGCUUUCUGGAGCGCUGCAAAAAUGACCCUCUUGCGUGCAAGGAGCAUGGUGAGACCUUGACACUCUUUUGUUUGGAGGACCUGGAACCCACUUGCAGCAAAUGCAAGUCAUCUGCCAAUCACCAGGGUCACAGGUUAUAUCCAUUAAAUGAAGCUUCACAUGACUGUAAGGAGGAACUGAAAAAUGCUUUGAAACCACUUCGGGAAAAACUGAAGCACUUCCGAAAAGCGAAACUCUCUUGUGAGCAAACAAUAGAUCAUAUUAAGAGUCAGGCAGAGAACACGGAGAGGCAGAUACGAGAGGAGUUUGAGGCGCUGCACCAGUUCCUGCGAGACGAGGAAGCAUCCAGACUUUCCAUGCUAAAGCAAGAGAAGGAUCAGAAAAGGCAGAUGAUGAGCGAUAAGAUUGAAGAUUUGGAGAAUGACAUCACUUCACUCAGCAACACUAUAAGAACUGUUGAACAGGAGAUGAGAUCUCAGGAUAUCCCAUUCCUCAAGAAUUAUAAAGACACCAUAAAGAGAACCUGGCGUGUGCCCCAGGAUCCCGAGAUGAUAACUGGUUCACUGCUUGAUACAGCCAAACAUCUAGGCUCAUUAAAGUUUAAAGUCUGGGAAAGAAUGAUGGAAAUCAUUCAAUAUACUCCAGUAACUCUUGAUCCAAACACCGCGGCAAGCUGCUUUCUCCUGUCAGAGGACCUGACUACAAUACAGUGCUGUUCUCAGACCUUUAAACUCCCAGAAAACCCUGAGCGCUUCGAUAUAGGUGCAGAGGUGCUGGGCUAUGAGAGCUUCAGUUCUGGGCGACACAGCUGGGACGUGGAGGUCAAAAACAACACCUACUGGGUCAUUGGAGUUGCAAGUGCAUCUGUCAGCCGGAAGGGAAAGCACGUGUUGACCCCUGCAGAGGGAUUCUGGACCAUUCGGCUACGAAACGGAGAGUAUAAAGCCUGUACUGCCCCAUGGUCCCCGCUCACUAUGACUAAGGAGCCACAGGUGGUGAGAGUCGUAUUGGACAUGAACAGGUCCAGGGUGACUUUCUACGACCCACGAGAGAGAACGCCUCUAUUCACCUACAUGGACAUCAUCACUCCGAGAGCAUUCCCAUACUUCUGCAGCGCCUGUAAGGAACACCCACUGAAAGUGUUGCCAGCUUGGAUCUCUAUUAAGACAGACUGAUGUGAAGAACGUCCCUCUCAGCGUUUCUUUCCUCAAGGCUCACCUCUCAUGUUUCAUGGUGCGUGUGGGUGAGCUAGGAUGGAAAUAACCUUCAGUUUCACUUGUUUUGGAGUUUAAAAACCUGUGGUUUUUAAAAGGUGAAUGUCUUCAAAACUAUCAAUGCUUAGAUCACAUUUUACUUGAGAGAAAAUGAAAUAAGGGGUGUUGAGAUAUACCCAUAUUGACGAGAAUAUUGACAUUAAGAAAAAUAAAUAUUAAUAUCACAGUAGUAGACUAUUGCACUUCAAUGCUGGUUGUUAUUGUCAAAAUUGAAAAAGAAGACAAAGAGGGCGCAGUGGCUGCAUCUGAAAUCACAUUAUUUGCCAAUUAUAUAGCAGACGAAAAACAGCAUGUGAAAUGAGCAGUAUUUAUGAAUUCACAGUAUUCACAAAACUGCAGGCAGAAAGUACCCAGAUGACCUGCUACUUGAUUCUGAAGCGUGCAUCCAAUGGACACUUUACUAUCCCAUGAGAGGAGUUGUGAUGCAACUGCUGGUAGGUCUCAUGACUAUGACAACAUGGCAAAUAUAGUAUGUCCAAAUUACAUUCAUUUUAUAUUGAACUUUUUUUAAUGGUCGCAAAAUAAUUCCUUAUUCAAAAGAAGUAACCGCUUAAUCCAGCCAGCGUGUAGAUACUACUGCCACUCAAAAUCAUGUCGGAAGAGACGACAGGUGAAAGCCAGCCACUCUACCCACACCUGAACAAAGUUCCCUUCACCAGAAUGGAGUCCGUAAAAAUCCAUAUUUUCAGUGUGAUUCAUUUAAGUUAACGAUGAAUUUGACUGACUGCUUUAAAACAAACAAACAAAAAAAAUCUAUAGACAUUGCAGUUAUACUGUUAUCAAGAAUUCUUUUGGUCAUGAUAAUCCUGUAGUGAUAAUCUGAUAUUGAGACAGCCCUAAUAAGAAUUAUAUUAUUUAAAUUUCAAUAUUUUGGAUUUUUUAAAAAAAUUAAAUAUAUGCAGUGAGAUUCAAGAAAAAUAAAACGUCAAUGUAAGGACAUUAAAAUCAGAAAUGGGGAGUGUAGUGAAAAUCUGAUAUUGUGACAUACUCAAAUAAGAAUUCUAACAUUUAAAUAUAUAUAUUUUUUUUAAUUAAUAAAUAGAUUAUU
This is a messenger RNA of Cyprinus carpio (common carp), 2719 nucleotides long. Its product is annotated as zinc-binding protein A33-like. The record is from RefSeq and is a predicted model, not a curated record. Gene Ontology annotation, molecular function: protein binding; zinc ion binding. NCBI's taxonomy places the organism in Eukaryota, Metazoa, Chordata, Actinopteri, Cypriniformes, Cyprinidae.